Iphiclides podalirius (scarce swallowtail) is the source of this 585-nucleotide messenger RNA. NCBI's taxonomy places the organism in Eukaryota, Metazoa, Arthropoda, Insecta, Lepidoptera, Papilionidae. The record is from the annotation of a GenBank genome assembly.
AUGCAGAGUUUUCAGAAAUCAGAAAAAAUAGAUGCUUUGAAUAUUGCAUAUGCUAUGGGCAAUAGUUCAUAUGUUGAGAAAAUGGGUUUUUUGAAGACUAUUGUGGAAAUGUUUUCUCGGAAGAAUAAGAAAAUAUUGUUGUUAGGCCGUAAACACAUGUUACGGUGGCAUAGAAAAACUUUAGAUUAUAUAUUGAGUGAAACAUGUAACUUUUUCAUAGAUGACAUCUCACAAGACGACCCUUACUUCAUUACAGCAGCUAUUGUUAGUGGGCCAAAUACAGAUAUAGUCUCUAAAGACCUAUUUCGCAGCCAUAGAUUUUUAUUGAAGGAUCAGGCAUUAAAGCAAAUCUUUCAGAGGUGGCAGUGGCAACAUCAAUGGAUGGUCUUUAGUAAAGGGAAGCGUCCUUUUGUACAGCCACCUCUACAAUUUACACCUUGCGCCCAGAAAGGCUUGGAUGGUUGGCAUUUACCAUAUGAUAAUGAGGAGUCUCCUGGAAUGGAGAAUACUAUACAUGAUGGAAUUCCAGAUUACAAUAGCUGGUUGUGUUUGAAGCCAAAAGUUGUAGAUAGUGGUGUAAAGAAA